CGAGAAGCAAUGGUUUCGAUCGUCGAGGGGUCACCCCCGGUGGGUAGGCGACGUCCCUGAACCCAAUCAUUUGGUGUAAUCUGUCUCCCGCCCCCAUCUCUGAUCUUAUUAUACUGACUGCAUCCCACUACUUGCUUCACAAGGGAUGACUUACUAGCGCUGAUCGAUGAUCACGCUACGAGCAAAUAACAAGCCGGACAAAGUCCAACUCGGUGAAUAAACAUCGGAAAACAGAAAUGAUGAUAUAUGACUAAACAGUGACGAACCUGAUACGAGUGCGUCUGGAAGCAAAGGUCAAAACUGACGACUGUAUACCAACAAUCUUAGGUGUAUAUUGAGGCUACUGCUGAAUCCUGCGGGGAUAUGUUAGCGGACAAGAACAUGCACUGUGCGGAUAUGAAAUCAACAUGGCGUCCUUAGUAACCAAGAAUGCCUGGAGGUCGGUGAUGUUUAACCCAGAGCCCUUGUCGGUAUUCAUCACGAUGAUAUUACUUUUCACAUCAUGUGGUUCCACUGUAGGGAUCAAAGUUGUUUAUUUAACAUCUCACUGUGGCUAUGUGGUACCUACUGGAGCCGGGGGCCUCCUGGAGGCAGAAGACGGACUGAACUACAAAGAUAAUGUUGACUGUACCGUAACUCUGGCCGCCCUCCCCACCCAUAGGAUCCUGAUUCAAUUCCAUCGGUUUAGUCUAGAGAGUGGCGUUAAUGGUAAAUGUCUCGACGGUUUAAGGUUUUAUGAUGGGAGUACGGUGAACGAUCCGCCACUUACACCAGAACUCUGCGGACGUCUUACCCAGCUACCAGACUUCGUCUCCAACGGUAGCAACAUCACCGUAAGGUUCAAGACCGAUGAAGGGGGACAGAGCUUCGGAUUCGGGAUCUACUUCACACAGAUCUCAGACGCACCAUGUCUGGAUGAGGAGUUUGAAUGUAACAACAGCUACUGCAUUGGUCAGUCUCUCGUCUGUAACACCAUUAAUAUGUGUGGCGAUUGGAGUGAUGAAGGCAAUUGUACAGCGCCCCCUCCUGAACCUAAAGGUUUAUCCCUUGCUGCUAUAGUCGGUAUUGGUAUCUCGGUCAUUUUUGUCACUGCGGUAAUUAUCAUGCUAUGUGUACAGAUCAUCCAACAUCAUCGGAAACAGAUGAUUCUGAAGCGACUGGUUGAUCAAGUCGACCGCGACAUCAAGAAAAACCCGUAUGCGAAGUUGCCGUCAGAUGGAUCUGACGUUCAGAAGGAAGAUGAUUCGAGUUACGUUUUAAAGACGGAUGACGUCGGGUUGAGCGGGAAAGUUUUCGGUCGAAAGCGAUCCUCAAAAGUUGCUCCUUCACAGUACGACUCUUAAAAGGAUGCCUUCACUUUUCAUUUACUGAGAGCCAGAAGGGCGUUGAUUUAUCAUAUUCUUAUCCAAAGCUAACGCCCUACCAACUCUCAAAAGAGGUUUAGUUUCAGUCUUUCAACUAUCAGUUAAGAAAAUGAAUAAGACUUCACGACAAACAUUAUAUAUAUUAUACAAUCUC
Molecule: messenger RNA, 1518 nt
Organism: Strongylocentrotus purpuratus (purple sea urchin)
Lineage: Eukaryota; Metazoa; Echinodermata; Echinoidea; Camarodonta; Strongylocentrotidae
Exons: 5
Coding region: 408-1343 (311 amino acids)
Molecular function (GO): protein binding
Source: RefSeq, a predicted model, not a curated record